This is a messenger RNA of Tauraco erythrolophus (red-crested turaco), 1473 nucleotides long. Lineage: Eukaryota; Metazoa; Chordata; Aves; Musophagiformes; Musophagidae. The record is from RefSeq and is a predicted model, not a curated record.
GUUAUUUCCAGGAUUUGUUGAACAAGUCAGAAAAGGCCCUUUAUGAUGCUUUUCCAAGCAUGUACGGAGAAUUGUACACCCAAAACAUGAAGGUCUUCAAGGACUUGUACAGCGAGCUACGCCGCUAUUACCGGGGCUCCAACAUCAACUUGGAAGAGGCUCUCAAUGAGUUCUGGACACGCUUGCUGGAACGGCUCUUCAAGCUGAUGAAUCCCCAGUACCAUAUCACAGAUGAGUACCUGGACUGCAUGGUCAAACAUGCGGAGCAGCACAAACCCUUCGGGGAAGUUCCCAGGGACCUGAAGGUGAAGGCAACUCGAGCCUUCAUUGCAGCACGUUCCUACGCACAGGGCUUCCUUGUGGGCAGCGAUGUGGUCAAAAAGGUGUCUCAGGUAUCUCUCAGCCACGAGUGCACUCGCGCCAUCAUGAAGCUGAUGUACUGCCCACACUGCCGGGGCAUGUCCAGUGUGAAGCCGUGCAACAACUACUGCCUCAACGUCGUGAAGGGCUGCCUGGCCAACCAAGCGGACCUGAACACCGAGUGGAAGUACCUGAUGGAUUCCCUGGUCGUAGUGGCUGAUCGGAUCGAUGGACCGUACAACGUAGACGCUGUAAUAGGGACUAUUCACAUGAGGAUCGCUGAAGCUAUUUCUAACUUGCAAGAAAACAAAGAUUCCAUCACAGCCAAGGUUUUCCAAGGCUGUGGAAAUCCCAAAAUCAGCACAAAGGGCUCCAGCAGCGAGGACAAGAAGAGGCGGGGAAAGGUUGCGUUGGAAGCAAAAUCCUCUGCACAAGCACUGGAGAUGCUGGUUUUAGAUGCCAAAGGGAAUCUGACAGCUCUCAAGACUUACUGGAUCACCCUGCCUGGCAGCCUGUGCAGCAAAAAAGUAAUGGCCAGCUCAGCGGCGGACGACAAGUGUUGGAACGGGAUGACCAAGGGCAGUUACCUGCCCGAAGUGAUGGGGGAUGGCUUAGCUAAUCAGAUUAACAACCCAGAGGUGGAGGUGGACAUCACCAAGCCAGAUAUGACCAUUCGCCAGCAAAUCAUGCAGCUAAAGAUCAUGACAAACCGGCUGGGCAACGCUAACAUCGGGAACGAUGUGGAUUUCCAAGACGCAAGUGACGACAUGAGCGGCUCCGGGAGCGGCGAUAGCUGUCCUGACGAUGUGUGUGGCAAAAGACUUUCUAAGAGCCCCAGCACCAGGCAGCCAGAAACGCACGCUAUUCCUAAGCAGUCUGGACACGGCAUCAAUGGGGCCAGCAGCAGAUCUUUGCCUUCUGCCUUCCUCCUCCUCCUCCUUUCGGUGGCUUUCAUUGCCGCGCAACACUUGUGGCGGUAACUCCUCACUAGCACAGCCAGGAAAGAGACUGCGGCCGAGGGCUUCACUUUGCCAAAACCAACCAACCAACAAAAGGACGUAUUUAAUUCACCUUGGCAAAAAAGAAAAAAAAAGAAAAAAAAAAAAAGAAAGA